Messenger RNA from Fusarium redolens, 2520 nucleotides. RefSeq lists its product as uncharacterized. The coding region runs from base 1 to 2520 and encodes 839 amino acids. The transcript has 2 exons. NCBI's taxonomy places the organism in Eukaryota, Fungi, Ascomycota, Sordariomycetes, Hypocreales, Nectriaceae. The record is from RefSeq and is a predicted model, not a curated record. Gene Ontology annotation, molecular function: ADP binding; protein binding.
AUGUUACCGCAUUCAGCAUAUGAGCAGCGAGAGGUCAUCAACAGCCAGUUCCGCGACAACACUGUCAUCCACCAGGAAAACGUCCAAGGAAAUGUUUACUACAGCCUGUCCCACCCGCCGGCCCCUGCCGAAGUCGGCCGCGUCAUCCCCUAUCCCCGCAACGAGGAUUUGGUCCAUCGACCAGGUCUCAUCGACAGACUAGACGAGCUUUUACCGCAAUCGGCAGGAUCGCGCAGCGCUGCCCUGUGGGGCUUAGGGGGAUCGGGCAAGACACAGAUCGCGCUAGAUUACGCGUAUCGACGAUGCGAUGCCGACGACAAAUGCUGCGUCUUCUGGGUGCACGCCGACAAUGAAGCGACUUUCACAUCCGAUUAUAAGACGAUCGGGAAGAAGCUCGGGGUUGACGAGCGGCUUGACGGGUCGGACCUGCUAGAUGCGGUAUGCAGCGCAAUUGAAGCUCGAUCGAAAUGGGUGAUGGUCGUCGACAACGCUGACGACCUGAGGCUGUUCGGAGUGGGCCAACAAGCAAAUGAUGAAGCGAUGAACGAUACUCUAUACAAAUAUGUCCCUCACGGAUCGCAGGGGACGGUACUAUGGACGAGUCGAGACGCGCAUAUUGUCGGCACGCUUGUUGGAUCGCCUCGCGGUAUUGCAGUGCGUUCUAUGACGAUGGAUGAGGCGACGACGCUUCUCGCGAGGACAAGGGGUGAUUCGUCGACGGUGGAGAGGGAAGCAGGAGUAGACGCUUUGUUGGAAGAGCUGCAAUGCCUGCCGUUGGCAAUCUCACAAGCUGGCGCCUAUAUGCGGCGUAUGUCAAUGACGGCCGAGCAAUACUUAGGUUUCGUUAGGCAAGGCAAGAUCCGAUGGGAUAUGCUAAAGGUUAGCGACGCUGACCGACAUCGACGGCCGGAGGUGUCGAACAGUGUGCUCGAGACGUCGUGGAUCUCGACGAAGCGGAUCCGAGCAGAAAGCGAGAUGUCGUACCGAAUGUUGCAUGUGGUUGCAUAUGUUGACAGUCAGGAUAUACCGUACGAGCUGAUAGCGGCAGUUGCUGAUCGAUGCGACAAUGACAAGGAGGACUCAAUGAAACAGGCCACGGAGAUUGAGGUUCUAGAAGCCAUCACGCGACUGAAAGAGUUUUCUUUCCUUAGCCUGCGUCAGACAGAGCAAGGCGAGCGAAGGUAUGAGAUGCACAAGCUCGUGCAAGAGGCCUUGCGAUAUGGGCUGAGAGUACGUGGCACAAUGGAGACAAUCCUGGGCGAGGCGCUGAAUAUCAAGAACGAGUCGGAAAACAGUGAAGCAUACUAUGCUGGCACAACUCUGCAGAUUGUAGAUGUCCUUUUCCCACCAUCAGAACCGAGUUCAUGGGCACGAUGCGAGCAGUACAUGAAACAUGCUAUACGAGUGGGGGAGUGGGCGGAGGUGAGCAGGAUGGAGGUUAAGGCAGCGACUCUGCUUCAGAGAGUAUCGUAUUUUCUGUACGAUCGAGGGCGGUGGAGAGAGAGGGAACCAGUGGAUAGUCGUGCAUGGGUUCUCCGACGGAAGGUGCUUGGGGAGAAGCAUCCAGAUACGAUCAGGAGCAUGGCGGACCUCGCGGCGACGUACCAUGCGCAGGGCCGACAUGACGAGGACGAAGAGAUCGCGGUCAAAGUACUAAAACUCCGACGAGAGGUUCUUGGGGAGAAACACCCCGAUACGAUCAGGAGCAUGGCAGCUCUCGCAACGACUUACCAUGAACAGGGUCGAUAUGUCGAGGCCGAAGGCAUUGAUCAAGAAGUACUGGAUCUCCGACGAGAGUUGCUUGGGAAGAAGCAUCCGGAUACGAUUAGGAGCCUGGCGGACCUCGCGACGACGUACCAUCAGCAGGGCCGAUAUGAUGAGGCCGAGAGAUUUAAGGAUGAGGUACUGGAUCUCCGACGAGAGUUGCUUGGGGGGAAGCAUCCAGAUACGAUCAGGAGCAUGGCGGAGCUCGCGGCGACGUACCAUGCGCAGGGCCGACAUGACGAGGAUGAAGAGAUCUCGGUCAAAGUACUGGAUCUCCGACGACAGGUGCUUGGGGAGAAGCAUCCGGAUACGAUCAGGAGCCUGGCGGACCUCGCGGCGACGUACCAUCAGCAGGGCCGAUAUGAUGAGGCCGAGAGAUUUAAGGAUGAGGUACUGGAUCUCCGACGAGAGUUGCUUGGGGGGAAGCAUCCAGAUACGAUCAGGAGCAUGGCGGAGCUCGCGGCGACGUACCAUGCGCAGGGCCGACAUGACGAGGAUGAAGAGAUCUCGGCCAAAGUACUGGAACUGCGACGACAGGUGCUUGGGGAGAAGCAUCCGGAUACGAUCAGGAGCCUGGCGGACCUCGGGACGACGUACCAUGCUCAGGGCCGAUAUGAUGAAGCUCUUCAGCUUCAUCAAACCGCCUUGGACCUUCGCCGCCAUGUGCUUGGAGAAAACCAUCCGGAUACGAUGCAGAGCGUGGCAUACCUCGCCUCCAUACGCGAGGCGUUACAACAGUUACCGUCGCUUGUAUAG